Molecule: messenger RNA, 948 nt
Organism: Symbiodinium pilosum
Lineage: Eukaryota; Dinophyceae; Suessiales; Symbiodiniaceae
Source: the annotation of a GenBank genome assembly
AUGACGUGGAAGCAAAUUGCGUUCGUUUGUGUGAACGCGCUCAUCAUCAGCGUUGAGGACGAGUUGAUACGCUCAGGUGGUCAGAAGGAGGUGGUGAUGGAUGCCGAUCCGGAGGCCUUCAACUUUAACAAGGUCGCCGACGCGGAGAUCGUGGGGUUGGUUGAUGAUGCCUGCGACUUGGCCGUUACCGUCUUGGCUUGCGGCUCGCCGCUGGCAAUAGGCCACAUGCUGCUGGUGCCGCGGCGAGAUGUCAUCACUCCCCAGGUUCUGAGCACGGAGCUCCUCCGAUGUGGGCUACAGAUGGUUGCCAAAUCUUUGAGAAGGGAUUUUCGGCUGCUGUUCAACUCGCUGUUGGGCUUUGCAUCUGUGAACCACUUCCACUACCAUGGUCUCUACCUCGAGUACUGUGGCUUUACACAUAGGCAGUUCCCCGUGGAGCGAGUGGAACGGUCAACUGUGGGUGGAAGCAGAACCGAGGGCAAGCUCUGCGCGGAGCUGCUGGCAGAGUCCCAGUGGUACUGCCGAGGGCUGGUGUUGUCGGCGGGCAGCCAGGUGGGAGUCACCGGGGAGCCGCCGCCAGCAGAUAUCGAGGCCUUGGCCACGUUUGCUGGCAACGUGAUUGGCCUUCUGCAGUCCAGGAAUAUUCCUCACAAUGUCAUGAUUGCGCCAUACCAGGGCGAGAGGAAACCCAGGCAAUUCGAGGAUUUAUUCGCGGAGGUGAAUGCGACGCCCCUCGCAGCAUCGCCAGAGGUGUAUAUCUUUCCGCGGCAGUCCGAAGACAAGUACCGAGCGGACGGCGGCUUCAACGCUGCGAUCUGUGAAAUAUCAGGGCUGAUCACAUCCCAUGAUGAAGAGCGUUUCCAGCAGUUCGACGAGGACAAAGUUUCGAGCAUCUUCAAGGAGGAUGUGUCGCUUGCUGGCGACGACUUUGAUGAUCUGAUCUGCAAG